Messenger RNA from Phytophthora sojae, 2595 nucleotides. RefSeq lists its product as hypothetical. The transcript is spliced from 3 exons. The record is from RefSeq and is a predicted model, not a curated record. The coding region runs from base 1 to 2595 and encodes 864 amino acids. NCBI's taxonomy places the organism in Eukaryota, Oomycota, Peronosporomycetes, Peronosporales, Peronosporaceae.
AUGAAGGAGGCAGCAGCAAAACGUUUGCGCCUGCACCAGCAAGCGGAACGAGCAGAGGAAGAAGCCGUGAGUCCGACGGCGAAUGGCCACGAUGUGGAGCUCGGAAGACCGCAGCGAGAUCUCGAACCGGCGUCCGAUCAGGCAGGAGAGCCGAAAGGAGAUCACCACCGAGAAGAAGCCAGCCAGCAACAGCAGGCACCUACGCCCAAGCCUCAACCCAAAUGGGUAACAGUCAAGCUGAAAGAAGGACGGACCUUGUUCGCCCACAAGGCAGCCCUGGACCAGAAAAUAAGGCCAGCGCACUCGCGAUAUGACGUCCUAGCUGAGGACGAAGAUGAGGAAGAUGACGAGGAGGAUAGGAACGCUGGAAUCGAGCCACCGGCAGAUCAACACCAGGAAAUCAUCGAUAUCUCAUCGGGAUCGUCGCAAGAAACCCCAAAAGAGCGUCUCUAUAAGGAUCUUACCAAAGAUGAAAAGAGCCUGUUGCACAUAGUGAGACGCACGCCGCCGGCGGUGCCGACAGCCCCGCAACUAGUGGCUUUAAAACAGCGUGAACGCCAGGAGCUACUAACUGUGGUGGAACCGCUGCUACCAAAGCAACUCCUCAACAUUCCAUGGGAUGCGGUGGUCCCCACCACGAUUGACAACGUUGAAGUGGUCGAACGGCUACUGCAUAUACGUGAGGUGACGACACCAUCGACGGGCAAUUGCAUGGCGAUCGCUAUCGUGCAAGCAGUAGCCAACCACGAUCUCGCCGCUCAUGACGACGUUCUGACUAAGGCAACCACCUCAAUCAAGCGAGGCAUCAAACACGCAGGACAGCUUCAUAUGAGUGACCAGUUCGAUCACUACGCAAGGACAUUGACAUUAGUGAAUGUGCAGCGAGGGUGGGAAAACAUGCCGCCAGGUGAUUCCAAGAAGCAGUUUAAGUGGUACUUGGAGGAGUACGCUGGAAGUGCUUCUGACAGAGACACCAUGGUUGAAGGGUUCAACUGGGGUGGCAGUGACCUGAUGGCGAUGGCAGUAAACUUUCUCAAACGAUCAAUCUAUGUAUUCGCGCACAACACGCAAGGUGACCAAGCGUGGAACUGCGUGAUGUAUAGACCAAGCUCGCGGACGCGAUUCAAAAAGGUCUCCGAAACCGGUCAACAGGUUAUGCUGACAGUCCAGGAUUGCGUCCAACGUAUUCGGGAGGACAAGCUGAAAGCACACGCAGCACCACUAGUCCUACGAUUUUGGGGGCGUCACUACUCGGCGUUCGUGCACGUACAGCCACAAGGCACAGAUGUAGGGAAGCGGGAGGGGACGAAGACGGAAGAUUUUGAAAUGGAGGAUACAGAGAGGAUUCCCGGUCGCGAGGACGGGUCGUCGCGAUCGCAAGCCGAAGCCACAGCGGAGCCAUGGAAUCCGGACGAAUGGGGUGGCUCGCUAGAUGAACUGCACCACCGGCUGCAAGGCAUGACGAUACCACACGAGCUCAAGUGUGAAAUUCAACAUAUUUACGGCGCCGCCCUGGAGGACGAAGCGAGCCCAACCGUUCGGGAAUUCCUUCAGCGGCACCAAGUGCCUUUAGUAGCGUUGAAGCAAUGGCAAACCCAUGUGCGGGAGAUCAAGGAAGGAGCGCUGGACCGAGAACGAGAUCAGAUACAGGACCAUAGUGAGAAAUCAACAGGUAGCGCCACGGAUCCUCAUGACGAGGCCUACGUCCCAUCCGGUGACAGGGUCAGCAGCAAACCAAGCCGGCGGAAACCGUACAGGCAGCAGCAGAAGAAGCUGAGGCACAGAUCCAAGAAGAUAAUGCAAAAGAGGGAUCACCGUUCUGCUCUCGCUGUGACAAACAAACUCGGCGCAUUGUACAGUGCCAAACCUACCGCAGUCGGGCGGAAAAAAAGAAAGCUCGUCGCGAGACCGGACUGGGAACACCACUGGAAAUUCUUGGCUCCGGAGUGGGCGGAAGGAGCACAGACGCCGUUCCCGUUGGCCACGAGCAACAACGAUAAGUGGCAACGAGCAGCCGAACUGGAACCACGACGACUGAUCCGACUUGUUGCACGGUUUCCGUUUGCAACCGACGUGCUGCAAGCUGUGAGUGAUGAUGUUCUAAUAGCAUGGACUACGGCCUGGCGGAAAGAUUGUAUGUUAGCGGGUUUAAUCCAGUAUCGUGGUCGGACUACCGACAAGUCGAUCCACACAUGGCUUGAUGAUUGGACUAAGCGGCUAGCGGAACCACCUACAAAGGAAAAGCGUGCCCCGCCGUUUGACAACUGCGAUGACUGGAAGCGAAUGCGUUCGCGAGCGUACGGUGAUGACUCGCUACUCCAGCAAUGCGAUUUCGGCCAUACACUCAAGCUCGCUCAACAUAUCUUGUGCGCCAUUAUCUACGAUCCCGAAAUUCGCGCGAUCACUGGUACGGAAGAUGACGUGGAGAACGGCGUACCAACUCAAGUACGGCGUCACCUUACGGCCCUGGACAAGAUCGAGAGUUACAAAGCUGCGUAUUAUGCGGCAGACCGGCAAAUCAACUGGGCAGCUGUGGAGAGCUGCUUCACCUCGACAUUCGAGAGGGAGGAGCUGCAGCUAGCUCUCCAGAAUUAA